AUGCCGACGGACAUAACGGUAAAACUACCUUUGAAAUUGGCUGACGAUGAUCUGGUCGCAAAACCUCGUAGAGGAAGAAUUCCAACUAGACCACCUAAUAAUUUUUUGAUCUUUAGGACCGCAUAUACUAGGGUCCUACAAUCUAGGGGACACUGGGAUCUUCGUAUGAGGGAGGUCACCAGUCAUGCAGCGAGAGCUUGGGCUCUCGCGUCACCGGAAGUAAAAUUAGAAAAAGAUCAUUUGCCUCUUUCAUUGCCUGAUAACAAUCUUCAAAUAGAAGAUUGCUCUAGUUCAACAUCCACAACACCCCCAACACCUCCAAUACAAGAUGUAGUCGCAUCAAUUUACUUUGAUGAUAUGAUGAGUCAUAACUAUACACAAGCAUGCGAAUGGCCGGAACAUCAUCAUAUUGGCUACGAAAUGUCAUUUUCCUCAAGUGGAAGUGAUUUAGGGGAAAAUGUCCAUCGAUACACCACAACCAUUUACCCCUCUGGGUAG
Molecule: messenger RNA, 498 nt
Organism: Entrophospora candida
Lineage: Eukaryota; Fungi; Glomeromycota; Glomeromycetes; Entrophosporales; Entrophosporaceae
Source: the annotation of a GenBank genome assembly